Molecule: messenger RNA, 2160 nt
Organism: Vanrija pseudolonga
Lineage: Eukaryota; Fungi; Basidiomycota; Tremellomycetes; Trichosporonales; Trichosporonaceae
Gene: VAD1
Product: ATP-dependent RNA helicase VAD1
Exons: 5
Coding region: 260-1927 (555 amino acids)
Biological process (GO): P-body assembly; negative regulation of translation; cytoplasmic stress granule assembly
Cellular component (GO): P-body; cytoplasmic stress granule
Molecular function (GO): RNA helicase activity; ATP binding; mRNA binding
Source: RefSeq, a predicted model, not a curated record
UCCUCCCUCCUCACAUCCCCACUUCCCCUUCAUCUCAACUCCCCACACCACCAACAACAACAACGUCACCAACACCAGCAACAAGAUCUUCUAUCGAGACACACACCCACACACAACACUCUUCAAUCAACGUCGACGAGAACAACCUUCCCUCGCGACUUGCCGUCUCAUUGGUCCCCCCUCCAUUCGACCAGAGAGAGAAGGAGCACAAACCCCUUCCUCGUUGCCCCUCCACAGUCACAUUCUUCCUUCACCCGCCAUGGCGUCUACGUCAGCACCACCCCAGGGCGACUACCGCGUCGGCCUCGUCCGCCCUCCAAAGGACAUGCGUCCUCAGACCGAGGAUGUCACCGCCACCCAGGGUUCGUCAUUCGACGACUUUGGUCUGAAGCGCGAGCUUCUUAUGGGUAUUUGGGAGGCCGGCUUCGAAAGACCAUCUCCGAUCCAAGAAGAGGCUAUCCCUAUGGCUCUUACCGGCCGCGACAUUCUUGCACGAGCAAAGAACGGAACUGGCAAGACUGGUUCCUUCAUCAUCCCCACUCUCAACCGCGUCAACACUUCCCUCUCCCACAUCCAAGCCGUCCUUCUCGUCCCCACUCGUGAGCUGGCGCUCCAGACAUCACAGGUGUGCAAGACCCUCGGCGCCCACAUUCCCGGCCUUCAGGUCAUGGUUACCACUGGUGGUACCACAUUGCGAGACGACAUUCUUCGUCUCCAGGAACCUGUUCAUAUUCUCGUUGGUACCCCCGGUCGUAUCCUCGACCUCGGCGGCAAGGGUAUCGCCAACCUGAGCAAGUCUGGCAUCUUCGUCAUGGACGAGGCCGACAAGCUCUUAAGCGAGGAGUUCACUCCUGUCGUCGAGCAGCUUCUCGGCCUCUGCCCCCGCGAGAGGCAGGUCAUGCUCUUCUCCGCCACCUUCCCCGUCCACGUCAAGGACUUCCGCAACCGCAACAUGGUCCAGCCCUACGAGAUUAACCUCAUGGACGAGCUUACUCUCAAGGGUGUCACCCAAUACUACGCCUAUGUCGAAGAACGGCAAAAGGUCCACUGUCUCAACACGCUCUUCUCCAAACUCCAAAUCAACCAGUCCAUCAUUUUCUGCAACUCUACCAACCGUGUCGAACUUCUUGCCAAGAAGAUCACCGAACUUGGCUACUCGUGCUUUUACUCGCACGCCAAGAUGCUCCAAUCCCAUCGCAACCGUGUCUUCCACGACUUCCGUCAGGGCAUGACCCGUAACCUCGUCUGCUCUGAUCUCCUCACUCGUGGUAUCGAUAUCCAGGCCGUCAAUGUCGUCAUCAACUUCGAUUUCCCCCGCACUGCUGAAUCAUAUCUCCAUCGCAUUGGUCGUUCCGGUCGUUUUGGUCAUCUCGGUCUCGCCAUCUCUCUCCUCACUUAUGAGGACCGCCAAAACCUGUAUCGCAUUGAAACCGAACUGGGCACUGAAAUCCAGCCCAUCCCUGCUGUCAUAGAUCCUGUCCUGUAUGUUGCUCCCUCCGCUAUUGAGGAGCCCACCCCUCCGCCCCGUGCCGCCCCGCCUGCCACUCGCCCUCCCCCUCAGCAGCGACAGGCUGCUCCCCCUGCCGCCUCGCAGCCCGCUGCCCCCGCCCAUGCCCCUGUCGCCCAGCCUGCUGCCCACCCUCCUGCCGCAGUCGUGGCUGCUGCCGCUCGCGACAACCACCAGAACGCCCCCGCCGGACUCGCUCCUCCUCCCGCCGCUGUCGAGGGACAGGCUCAGGCCGACGGCCAGGCCCGUUCGAGGGAUAACUCUCGCCCUUCAAGCAGCAACCGCGGCGGUCGCGGCCAGCCUCGUGGUGGCCAGGGCCAGGGCAACAACAACAACCGCCCUCGUGGCGGAAACACGAACGGUGGUGGCAACAGGGCCCCCCGCCAGCAGGGCCAGACGCCAAGCGCGCCUGCGGCAUAGACAACGACGAAGAGUUACAUGUCAGAAGUUAAAGGCAACGCUCAAUAGGGAGCUUGCCACGAAGAAGAGAUAGUAGAGAGAGGCGUUUACCUGCUGGGGAUUCAACUCGCCAGCGAUCAGAGGAUGUGGGGAGAGGAGUGCGAGGUGAAGGGGUGUCGCCCUUUUUCUUUUCAGCCACAUGUCUAGUUGUAGUGCUCUGAAGCCACCAGGGCAAUGCAUGAGAUGUUGGGUGA